Raphanus sativus (radish) is the source of this 1965-nucleotide messenger RNA. Its product is annotated as protein phosphatase 2C 56. Lineage: Eukaryota; Viridiplantae; Streptophyta; Magnoliopsida; Brassicales; Brassicaceae. The transcript has 4 exons. Bases 507 to 1712 code for a protein of 401 amino acids. Gene Ontology annotation, molecular function: cation binding; protein serine/threonine phosphatase activity. Gene Ontology annotation, biological process: protein dephosphorylation. The record is from RefSeq and is a predicted model, not a curated record.
ACCUAAACAUCUCUCCCCUUGUUGCAUUUGCAUACCUAUCUCAUCCUCCUCCUCUCUCUUUAUUUCUCUUUAUAUCUGUGAAGAAGAAGGCACGUGAAGUUUUAGAAGAAGAAGAAAAGAACAGAGUCUUCUUUUGAACUUUUAGGUUGUAGGAAUUAAUUGAAGUGAUAGAGAGAGAGAGAGAGAGAAAUUUGCACAGAGUUAUAUCAUUAAGAGGUUGUAACGAAUUACCCACAAUCUAGGAAACCCUGAUUGAAUUGAAUUCAUUCAUCUUUCUUUUUUUUUAAAAAAUCUUUUGCAUUGUGGUUGAUUUUUUCCCGGGAAAAUUGGUGAAUCAUCAGUUUCCUGCGGUAGCUAAAAGUUUCUCUCUUUUUUUUUUAUUGGUGAGGGAGUCAUGGGUUUCUUGUCUACAUAGCUUCUAAUAAAGUUUCAAAAUCUUCUGUAGAAAAAAUAAAUCUGUCGACUUUUCAUUUUUGUUUCCAUUAAAGCUUUUCUUCUAUACAUCAAUGGAGGAAGUGUCUCCGGCGGUUGCUAUGCCUUUCAUGCCAUUCCCCGAGACCCAGAUGGAGCUCGCAGGUAUCAUGUUGGGCAAUGGCUACUGCAACGACCAAUACUCAGCUCAAGAUUCCGACAACAACGGCGAGGAGACUUCGUGUUCCGUUUCUGGAGCUCAAUCGUCAGAGAUAGUCGCCGGAGAAGGGAUCAACAACGGCUCAGACGAGAGAUCGACGAAGAUGAUGAUCAGCAGAACGGAGAGCAGGAGUCUGUUCGAGUUCAAGAGCGUGCCUUUGUACGGAGUGACUUCGAUCUGUGGGAGAAGACCGGAGAUGGAAGAUGCUGUCUCCACCAUACCUAGAUUCCUUCAAUCUCCGACCAAUUCGUUGAUUGACGGUCGUUUCAAUCCUCAGUCAACCGCUCACUUCUUCGGCGUCUACGACGGACACGGCGGUUCUCAGGUUGCGGACUAUUGCAGAGAGAGGAUGCAUCUGGCUUUAGCUGAGGAGAUCGCCAAGGAGAAUCCGAUGCUCUGCGAUGGUGACACGUGGCAGGAGAAGUGGAAGAGGGCUUUGUUCAACUCGUUCCUCCGCGUUGACUCGGAGAUCGAGUCAGUGGCCCCGGAGACUGUUGGGUCAACGUCGGUGGUCGCCGUAGUCUUCCCGACUCAUAUCUUCGUCGCGAGUUGUGGUGACUCCAGAGCCGUUCUCUGCCGUGGCAAAACUGCUCUCCCUUUAUCCACUGACCACAAACCGGAUAGAGAAGAUGAAGCGGCGAGGAUUGAAGCCGCCGGAGGGAAAGUGAUCAGAUGGAACGGAGCUCGUGUCUUUGGUGUUCUCGCUAUGUCAAGAUCCAUUGGCGAUAGAUACUUGAAACCAUCGAUCAUUCCUGAUCCGGAAGUGACGGCUGUGAGGAGAGUUAAAGAAGAUGACUGUCUGAUACUGGCGAGUGACGGUGUUUGGGAUGUAAUAACGGAUGAGGAAGCGUGUGAGAUGGCGCGGAAGCGGAUUCUCUUGUGGCACAAGAAGAACGCGGUGGCUGGAGAUGCGUCGUUGCUCACGAAUGAGAGGAGAGGGGAAGGGAAAGAUCCGGCGGCAAUGUCGGCAGCUGAGUACUUGUCAAAACUGGCGUUACAGAGAGGGAGCAAAGACAAUAUCACUGUGGUGGUGGUUGAUUUGAAGCCUCAGAGGAAAUUCAAGAGCAAACCCUUGAAUUGAAAGAGAGGUCUUUUUGUCUUUAUUUUCUAUCAAAGAAUAUGGGGUCUUUGAAAGUCAUAAUUUGUGUUUGUUUUCUAAAUUAUUUUUAACUAACAUGUUAUAAAUUUAUAAUCAUAUGAUAUAAUGUAGCUUAAAGUGUUAAGCUCUUCUUUUUAGCAUCCUAAAAGCCCCUUGUAUUUUUCUUCCCGGGCUAAUUGUAAUAUGGUUACACACUUGCAAUAUACUUUAUUAUUUAUCCAAAUAAUUUUCAAUA